This is a messenger RNA of Anopheles maculipalpis, 8958 nucleotides long. RefSeq names its product unconventional myosin-IXa-like. The coding region runs from base 1 to 8958 and encodes 2985 amino acids. NCBI's taxonomy places the organism in Eukaryota, Metazoa, Arthropoda, Insecta, Diptera, Culicidae. The transcript is spliced from 16 exons. Gene Ontology annotation, biological process: intracellular signal transduction. Gene Ontology annotation, molecular function: microfilament motor activity; protein binding; GTPase activator activity. The record is from RefSeq and is a predicted model, not a curated record. Gene Ontology annotation, cellular component: myosin complex.
AUGCAUUUUGUGGGGCUGAUGCGACAAUCUCACAAUCAACAGGUUCCGACCUAUCGUGAUGCAUCACUGCCUGUGCCACGGCUCAACAUUAAACCUCCAAAACCCAGCGAUCCUCAGUGUGUAAAGUGUUCCAAAAUGCUAACGAAAUCUGCACAGUUAAGUGAUACAAGAAAUCAGAUGGAGUUGAGUUCGAAUGGAGGACAACAUACUGCUGCUUCCUUUCCGGCAACACUGGAGAAUCAGAUGCGAUGCAGUAAUGGUUCACAGGGCAAGGAAAAUCAGCAGAAGCACGAGCGUACAAUGCUGCAGGCGGAUAGAAAGGAGCAGAGACGCAUUGCGCGUCGUUCGCGACUUUAUUAUGAUGAUUUCGUCACGCUGGACACGAGCAUUAUGCUGAAGGUAUACGUCGGUGCACUGUCGCUGCACUAUGAGGCGCUUAGUGUGGAAGCAUCGAAGCAAACCACGGCAGAGGAGAUCGUUUCCUGUAUCGUCGAGCGGCUAGGGCUAACGGGCAACAACUAUGAGCUGGCGGAAGUGGCCGGCGAGUGCAAGGAGAGGCGACUUUCCGCGCACGAAAAACCCGUCUCCGUUAUGCUGCUGUGGCCGAUGCACUCGGAGAAAGAUUUUCAUAGAUUCUAUCUACGUGAAAUACAAAGCGACGUUCCUUGGCUAGAUAGUUAUGGACUCGAUCCACAGAUACUUAGAGACUUUAUACCGUUUUUGUUGCAAAAAGAAAAUAGAGAAUAUCCUGACCUGUGCCAACUACCAGAUCUUAACGAGGCCACACUACUCGAAAACCUUCGCCAGCGGUUUGAGGCCGGCCACAUCUAUACGUACGUCGGCAGCAUCCUGAUCGCAGUCAACCCGUUCAAGUUUCAUCCCAUCUACAAUCCAAAGUAUGUGCGGCUUUACCAGAACCAGCGGAUCGGACCGAUCCUGCCGCCGCACAUCUUCGCCAUCGCGGACAACGCUUACUAUAACAUGCUGAAGGAGAAACGCAACCAGUGUAUCGUUAUUAGCGGCGAGAGUGGUUCCGGCAAAACCGAAAGCACCAACUUUCUGCUCCACCAUUUAACGGCCCUCUCGCAGAAGGGUGCCCACGGUUCUGGCGUCGAGCAAACCAUCCUCAGUGCCGGACCCGUUCUGGAAGCGUUCGGCAAUGCAAAAACGGCCCACAACAACAACAGCAGUCGGUUUGGGAAGUUCAUCCAGGUGAACUAUCGCGAGAAUGGCAUGGUACAGGGUGCCGUUGUCCAGAAGUACCUGCUCGAAAAGAGUCGCAUCGUGUCGCAGGGCCACUACGAGCGCAACUACCACGUGUUCUACUAUCUGCUGUCCGGUGCUACCGAUGCCGAACGGGAUGCGCUACAUCUGUUGCCGGCCGAGAAGUACCACUAUCUUAACGCAAAGAAUCUCACGCUGGAAAACUGUGACGAGAAGUACGAGUUUUCGCGCCUCAAGCAGAGCAUGGAGAUGGUGGGCUUUUCGGCUGAAAAGCAACGCCGACUGUUUAACGUGCUGUCGGCGGUGCUGCUGCUCGGCAAUGUGGAGUUUUUCCCGAAAAAGUCCACCUACCACCAUGACGAAAGUGUUCAGGUCCGGAAUCCGGACGUGGUGGGGUUAAUAUCGGAGCUGCUGCGCGUCAAGCAGGAAACGCUGAUGUCGGCCCUUACGUCGAAGCGUGUAAAGGCCAGCGGUGAAACGCUGAUCAUGCAGUACAAGCUGCCGGAAGCGAUAGCGGCCCGGGACGCGCUAGCCAAGUGCCUUUACGGGGCGCUGUUCGACUGGAUCGUGCUGCAGGUGAACCAUGCGCUGCUGAACAAGGACCAGGUCUUGCAUACUGGCCACUCGAUCGGUGUGCUGGACAUAUUUGGUUUCGAAGAUUUUGGACCGCAGAAUAGCUUCGAGCAGCUGUGCAUUAACUACGCGAACGAGCAUUUACAGUAUUACUUCAAUCUGCACGUGUUCAAGUACGAACAGAAAGAAUACAAACGCGAGGGAAUUAAAUGGACUGAUAUAGAAUUUCUAGACAAUUACGGAUGCUUGCAGCUGUUUGAAUCGAAACCAUCCGGUUUGCUGUGUAUACUGGACGAUCUGUGCAAUUUUCCCGGUGCCACAAACGAAACGUUGCUGCAAAAGUUCAACAGUGUUCACAAGGAUAAUGCAUUUUACGAAAAGCCACAGCGCAAAGAGAACGCAUUUAUCAUUAAGCAUUACGCGGGCAAGGUGAAAUAUCAGGUUGCCGAAAUGCGUGAAAAGAAUCUCGAUCUAAUGCGGCAGGACAUUGUGAGCGUGCUGAAAAACUCGAGCAUGGCGUUCGUGCGCGAGCUGGUCGGAGCGGACCCGGUGGCCGUGUUUAGGUGGGCGAUAUUGCGUGCCUUUUUUCGCGGCUAUUUUGCAUUCCGGUCCGCUGGCAUUAAGCAUCGGAAGGAACGGGCUGACAUGUCGUUCAACAAGCUGGCGACAAAGACGCGAUACCGUGCACCGAACGAUAGUAUCGUAAGCCAUCUCGUGACGGUCUCAUCGGUGAACCUAACAAUCAAUCGAAUUGCCAAACGCAUCAGCAAUGCCAUGAGCGAUAUCACAUCGGGCCAUAAUAGCAACAACCAGUCACCCGGUAGCAAUCUGGCCUACCAUCGACAGUCUCUUGGGAAUGCUGGUGGUUAUGGUGGUGGGACCGGUUCAUCGUCACCCGGUGGAACGCCUGGAGGAGGAACUCCGCGCCGAUCCUGGUCUAGUUUCGCGGCGUUUAACAACAAAAAUUUCCCCGAUGGCAAGCUGAAUUAUGAAUGCCAUCAGCAGCAGGAUCAUGCCGCUUCCCAGUACCAAUCGAAGCAUCAGCAAUCGGGAUCAUUGUCCUCGUCGCUGUCGUCGGUUUACGGCAGUGGGGGAGGCAAAUCUUCGACCAAUGCGAAUGCAUCCGCCGGCGGCGCACCGAUUGGAACAGGAGCAGGAAAUGGCAAAGGAUACGGGUUUGGGUCGGCAGCGGCACGGAACCGGUUUGAACGUUCCGGCCAGGACGUAAUGGCUCGUGCGUCGCAGAUCGUAAUGAAAAACAAAUCGUUUCGUCCUCGGGAGCGGCCUAAGAAGGGGCUAAAAAAUCUUCAGUCUGUAAAGACGCUCUCGGCCGGCCAAAAUCUGUCCAAUCAAACCUCGGCCAUCAAAACGCGCAAACAACCACUUACCGUGACAGCCCAGUUUCAAAACUCACUGAUCGCACUGAUGGAAACGCUCAAUCAGGCGAAUCCAUUCUUCAUUCGAUGCAUCAAAUCGAAUCCGAACAAAAUACCAAACCAGUUUGACGAUGCAACUGUUACGAGACAGCUCCGCUAUACGGGCAUGCUUGAAACGGUCCGAAUACGACGCGCCGGCUACAACGUACGUCUAACGUACGAAGAAUUCAUUCAGCUGUAUCGCAUCCUGCUUCCGAAAGGGCUGGUCAGCUCGCAGAAGGAUGUGCGUGACUUUAUGAGCACGAUGGAUCUGAACAAGCAGCACUAUCAGCUCGGCCUGACCAAAAUCUACAUGCGCGAGUCGCAAAAGAUGCGGCUCGACAUUUCCCUGCACACCAAGAUCAUCGACAGCAUCAUCUGCAUUCAGCGCUGGUUCCGUGCGAUACUGCAGCGCAAAAAGUAUUGCCAGUACCGUACGGCCGCCUGUACCAUUCAGUCGUACUGGCGCGAUUAUUUGCGCGAAAAGCAGGAAAAGUUUACGCGCAAAAUUCGCAACCAUGCUGCAACGGUAAUACAGGCGACCUGGCGCGGCUAUACCGUGCGCAAGUGGUACAGUAAGCUGAAAACGGGUGUGCUGAUCAUACAGGCACGCAUCCGUGGCAAUCAAGCCCGGUCAAGGUUUAAAGAGCUAGUAAGCAAAAAGCUGCAACGAGAUCGGGCGAAGUUACGCUCGACCCAGAGUUUGCCGGUUGAGCAAGCGAUGGCUACCGCCGGUGGGUCAACGUAUCCGGAAGUUGUGCACGCGAUCGAACAUCGGAAGAAGCCAAUACCGGCGGUGGGACGUAGCUUCGAGACGGCCAUUGACAUUGUGAACAAAAAUCGGGCACUGUUCGCCGACGACAGCAUGUCCGCCGAUUUUAUCGAUGACGAUGAGGACGAGGAUGAGGAGGAAGAGGAGGAGGACGAGGAAGCGGAAGUUACGGGCAGUAGUAGCCGGCAGGCGACAGUCGUUACUGCCGCCGAAGAGGAGGAGGAGGAGGAUGAGGACGAGGACGAUGAGGAAGGUUACGAGGAUCUGGGUUUGGUGGACGAUCCACACUACAUGGCCAACAACCGGUCGGGAUUGUUGCUGCAACCGGUUAAGCCAUCGUCAUCACAAUCGCCAACGGUGAACAGCGCACUAUUAGAUAGGAAUGAAAAGUACAUUAAAAGUCUGGUCAUAUCUGGUCUGGGUGACGGUACAGCAGCGCCAUCUGGCGUAAACAGUCCGUAUCAAAAAACUCCACUACAGCGUCAGGAAGAUGUGCUGGAUCGGCCCCAGCAACGGGUGUACGAUAUUGAGCGGGCAAGCAAAAGCACGUUCGACGAUACUGAGCUGGCAAAGUAUCGGUACGAGCGGGGUGGAAGUGCUCUUAGCAGCAGCAGUAGCACAGUCAAGCUGCCGGUGCGACGUGUCGAUUCGGGUCCAUCGUCGGUGGCCAGCGGAUCGACCACCGUUGGUCGGCCGGGUGUGCAGCGGUUUCGGUACGGUGAUACGACGUCGUACGGUGGCGGCAGUGGCAUGAUUCGGAAUCAGAACCACAGCAAUAAUAGUUAUAGUAAUAGUAAUGUUGAAAUCGUGUUUGUAAAUACCGGACUAGAUAGUGGUGGUGCUAGUGCCGGCGGAUCUUCACUUUCGUCAUCAACUGCAAGGAAUCUCAAUCGGAACAGCAUCAGCAGUAGUUCGCUGACUCAAACGCAGGUCGUACCAGCGUCCCUGUCGGCCAGUAUGCGGCGAGAUUCGCUUCCAGUAAGCAGUCACCUCAGUACACGCACACAAGGAGACGAAAUCAAUUCUAACUAUCACAUGCACCAACAGCAACAGCAGUCUUCGUUGUCGCCAUCCUCACCCAAUGUGACGCACCAUCAUCCGCAGCAGCAGCACGGCCAAUCGGUGUCAACAUCCUCCUCCUCGAUGACCCAUUCGCCCCACUCACUGCCGUUGGCGGCAAGUUCGGGACACAUCGGAAACUAUCAAAAUUUACAGUUUCCUCCAACGUCCAACUAUCAUCAGCAGCAGCAUCAUCAGCAUCACCACCAUCAUCAACAGUCGGUGUACAAUAAUAACGCCACACCUCAGCCCGUAAAAAUGUCCACAUCGACGCCUUACAGUGCCGCCGGAGCGUCGGCUGCAUCGGUCGCCACUGGCAACAGUCACCAGCGCGCAUCGGCAGCCUAUCCGGAUGAUUUCGCACAAAACUACUACACGACGACGACGACAAACACCGCAACACCGAAGGGCAAAGCGGCCGCACUGCUCGGAACGGCCAAAUCGGAAGACAGUGCUAUGUCGAAUUCGGGUGGCAAGUAUUCGAUGGGGGGCACCACACUGGCCAAAGCAGACAGUAGCGAUAUGGUGCUGUCGGCUGGUGGCAACAAAUCAGCCAACGCUGGCAACCGGCGUAUGAAGACGACGAAUCUCAGUGAGGAGCAGCAGCAGCAGCAACAACAGCAUCUGGUCGGUACUAGUUCCACCGUCAGUUAUCAUCCCGGAACGGGUCUAACGCGUCGCGGACCGGUCGGUUCCAGCAAUCCCAGUGCCAGUGGUAAUAGUGCCAGCAGCACCACCGGUGGAGUAGAUACGCUCAAACGUCGCAACUCCGAUCCGACCAACAAGAUCCCACUGCUGGAGGUGAACCGUGGUAACGAUAUGUAUCAGUCAAGCACACGCAUCAACAUCGCUGGGCACCAGUUUCGGAAGGUGCAGCGUAUCAACAAGGCGGAACGGUGCGCUUGCUGUCAGGAGAUUGAUUCGUUCGUGAAUGAAGGCUACCGAUGCCUGGACUGUAAGGUGCUGGUCCACACCAAAUGCAUCCAAAAUGGAGGCAUCAAAUCGUUACAGUGUGCGGCAGCGAAACGUUCCAAGCGAAUCCGCACCGGUGGUGGUGCUGGUGGCAGUGGACUCGGCAGUUCCUCCAAGCACGACAAACACCAUCCGAUAGCGGGCGGUAGCGGACAGAAGAUUUCGUCCACGCGCGAGUACACCGACUCGACCGAUAAGAUUAUAAGCGAUGCCAAAGAGCUGCAGCUGAUGCAGGACUUUAUCACGCAGAAGAUCUGCAAGAUGGAGAACGACUGCGAGAAACCGUCCGAGGUGGACCGGGUGUUUAAGCAGGCGUUGCGCGAAUUUAAGGACAAUCUGGUAGCGCAGUACAGUGUGGCGCACCGGCAAAAUUCGGACGUGCUGAAUAUCAAGUAUCGCGAUUUGAUUGCCAACUUUGAGCAGGUGAUCGAAACGACUUCCGGGAGGAAGAACGAUUUUCCGCUUACGAUGGGCGUGAACGCGUUUCGGGGCUUUAUGAACGAGUUUAUGAACUCGCGCGAAACGGAAAAACCGAAAACGAAGCGAAAGAAGGACAAGAAGCGAAAGCACGACGAUCAUACCACGUUCAAUGGACAUACAUUCCAGUUAACGAUACUCAACAUUGCAACCGCAUGCGAAAUAUGCCAACAGUUUCUCCUAUGGCCGAUUGAACGUGGACUGGUGUGCCAAAACUGUAAACUAACCUGCCACAAAAAGUGCUACCAAAAGUCGGCCUCGUGCAACAAAAUCUCCAAUUCCGAUCCAAAUUCACUGUUGGGCGCAGGCGGUAGCGGUUCCGCUGUUGUGGCCGGAGGCUGCGGUCCAGACGGUCAACCCCUGUACGGUGGUGGCAUACCAACGAAACUGUUCGGCGUCCCACUAACCGCACUCUGCGGUAGCAAUAGCGAUGGCGUGAAAAUACCGGCCCAAAUUACGAAGCUUAUCAUGAUGAUCGAAAUGCAUGGCCUGUACUCGGAGGGUAUCUAUAGGAAGAGUGGUGUUAGUUCGAAAAUUAAAGACCUAAAGGCCAAGAUGGAUCGAGCGGUCACGAGCGCGGACGGAGGUGGUGGAGAGAUGGACUUUGAGUCGUACAAUGUGCACGUGCUGACGAACGUGCUAAAAUCGUUCCUGCGCGAAAUGCCCGAACCGCUGCUGACGUUCGAUCGAUAUGAUGACUUUCUGCGUGCAGCCGAUCUGUCGGACAGUAGCGAUCGUGUGCAGACACUGUUAUCGCUUGUGAAAAAGAUCCCACCGGCACAUCACUGUUUGUUCGAGCGAUUAAUCUUUCACCUGGCGCUGGUAGCGAAACUGGAGCAGUACAAUCGUAUGUCUGCCAGCUCGUUGGCGAUCGUGUUUGCACCGUGCGUGUUGCGGACGAAUCGCUACGUACCGGCACAGGACAGUUUGAACGAUAUCGGACGGCAGACGAAGUGCAUGGAAACGCUCAUCACACAGAAGAUGCUGAACGUGAAGAGCACGCUGGCGGACAUUGAUACACUCGAUACGGCAGCACACACAGCUACGGCACGGCUUAGUACGUUGCGAAGCAGUAAAGUGUUUACGCAGGAAGAGAUGGCCAAUGCACGGGGUGGUGGUAGUGGUGGCAGUGGGCUUGCAUCGGGCGGGCUGCUCGAAACGGAAACGGAGGAAAUGUUGCUAGAGGGCCAUAUACAGGAGAUCCGGAAGGAGAAAGCAUUACUCACGUCGACACUGCCGAGUUUGGCGCGGGCAAGCUCGGACGAUGAUCUGCUGUCAACCGAUCUGGACGGCGAGGGUGGCAGUUUGGACGAUUUAAGUAACAGCAAGGAGAAAGACCUCGAUGUAAGCAGCGGUGGUGGUGGAGGUGGAGUAGGAGGAGGAGGAGGGGGAGGCGGUGGUGGUGGCGGCGGCAACAUGAUCAGUGACAGUGGUAUCUCGAUCCGCUACCAGGCACCCUCCGAUCACGGCGGUAGUAGUAAUGUUAGUCUUAAUAAUGACGUCCCGAUGGCUGUGAGUUAUUCGUUACGUGAUCAGAGUGGAGCGGGUGGUUCAGCGGGUGGUGGUGAGUAUUUCCACAAGAUUGGCCAGUCGUCCGGAGCGAGUCCGGCAGCUGCAUCGGGUGUAAAAACGAAAUCGCUCUCUCACCAAACACUGCUCGAACGGGAAGCGUUCCUUCGUGGUAGUGGUUCAGCCACGUCCGCCUCCUCACCUCAGUCCCCUACGGCCGCUACAAGCGCGACUGCCUCCUCCACACCAUCGUCGUCCGCAUCAGCCCCCUCGAUGAUAAAGUCCCAACAGAAUGGUAACGGAACAGUCGGUGGUGGUAGUGGUGGAGAUCGUGUUGCAGGACCUUUGGGCAGUGGAUCGGGAUCGGCUACCAGUGGGGGAACAAUGACAGCAAACAGUGGUGCAGCUGGUGGAAAGCGUGCGGACAUUAACCUAAGCCACUCGAUGAUAACACUCUCGACAACGUCACACAGUCUCGGUGGCAGUACGACCAGCAGCAGCAGUAGCAGCGGUGUCGGUGGCAGUUCUGGCGGUAGUACGGGCAGUGGGAGUGAUUUACAGCGACAAAAGCCAAUCAUCAUCCGGAGCGUGUCCGGUGGGUACGAGGUGGGACACCAUCAUCAUCAUGCAUCCAGCGGUGGAGGACCAUCGACAACGAACCACCGGAUACUGAUACAGGGCUCACCGAUUACGACCACCAACACCACCUCCCCGUCCGGCGCUACUUCUUCCACGUCCGCAUCCAGCUCUUCCAUCAACUCGGCGAAUCUGCACGCGAAAGACAAUAAUGGGAUGGGAAAGGAGGGUGGUGGUGGGACGGCCAGCGCGAAAUUGGUUUCGCGACGGAUGUCCGCAAGCACCAGCAAACGAUCUGGGGGUGGCGGUUCGGCCGGCAGCAGUGGAGGAGCUGGCGGACCGGGACCACCUGCCGGUGACGAUGAACCGAUUAUGGUUUGA